Rotaria socialis is the source of this 1614-nucleotide messenger RNA. The record is from the annotation of a GenBank genome assembly. Lineage: Eukaryota; Metazoa; Rotifera; Eurotatoria; Philodinida; Philodinidae.
AUGAAUCUUUUUAAUGAAAACAAUGCAUCAGUUCAUUUAAUUCCGUCUGAUCCUAAUGCAACCUUUUAUAUCUUACCAAAUGGAAUUGGUAAAGAUCGUCGUACAAUCUUUUCAAAUGCUAUUCAACAUUUUCAUCUUCAACUUGUAGCAUCACCUGAAAAUGCUCGUUUUAUUCUAGCUGAUGAACAAUUUGAUUUGCCUAAAGUAUUUUCAAUAUUAAAAUUAGACUUAUCAGAAAGCGAAGAAAAAUCGCUACCAAUUGUUAUUCAAAUUAAAUGGUUAACUGAUUCGUUGAAAGAAAAACAUUUAGUUCCACUAACUAAGGAUUAUAUUUUUCGAACACCUCUCAUUCGAAAGAAAACAAUGCCAUCGUUUUCGCAAGAGCCAGUUAUAGAAGAAAAGAAAACAAUUAAAAAUAAACCGAAACGAAGAUUAUCUGAUGAUCAACCUCAAGGUGGAUGUGCAACUCAAGUAAAACAAAGACGCUAUUCAUCUGAUGAUGAUAAUAAUGAUAUGAUGGAAGACUAUAAUGAUACAGUUAAAAAUCCAUUUAAAAAUGGAGAAUUACCGAAAGGAAACUGGAUGUGCUCGAUGUCGUCUCAAACAGCUAAAAAGAAUACUGAAAUCAAUAAAGAUAUUAUUGAUAAAUUGCAAGCAAUGGCUGAUCUCUAUAAUAAAACAAACGAUAAAUGGCGCGCAUAUUCAUAUCAAAAAGCUAUUACAACCAUUCGUCGAUGUACAAAACGUAUUGAUUCCUAUGAAGAAAUAAUAAAAUUGCCUGGCAUUGGCGAAAGUUUAGCUAAAAAAAUUUGGGAAAUAAUUGAUACGGGUAGUUUUGAAAAACUAGAAGAUUUUCAAUCAUCUGAAUAUAUGACUGCUAUUAAUUUAUUUGGUAAUAUAUGGGGAUGUGGACCGAAUAUUGCUAAACACUGGUAUGAUCAAGGCUUUCGUACUCUUAAUGAUGUUCGUACAAAAGCAAAACUAUCUCAGAAUCAAACAGUUGGAUUAAAAUAUUACGAUGAAUUUCUUGAACGAAUCCCACGUGAUGAAGUCGCUGAAAUUGAAGCUGUUGUAAAAGAACAUGCACUUGCAUUAGUACCUGGUCUUACUAUUCAAACGUGUGGUUCAUAUCGACGAGGCAAAGCCACAUGUGGUGAUGUGGAUAUUUUAAUUACGCAUACUGAUGGAAUAUCACAUCAAGGCUUACUUAUUCCAAUCAUUGAUUCAUUAAGAAAAUGUGGAUUUCUAACCGAUGAUCUUGUGCUUUCGGAUAAAUAUGAGGAAGACAGCGGUUCACAUGUGAAAUAUUUUGGCGUUUGCUUAUUACCCGGUGAAAAUAGAAAACAUCGCCGUCUUGAUAUUAUUGUUAUACCACAUAAUGAAUAUGCAUGCGCUUUGCUUUAUUUUACUGGUAGUGCACUUUUUAACAGAUCGAUGCGCAACUUAGCACAUCAAUAUAAUAUGUAUUUAUCGCAACAUCGUCUUAAUACUGGUGUCAUACGCAAAAAUAAUUCAAAAAUCAAUAUGGGUACACCAUUGUAUACUCCAACAGAAGAGUCUAUUUUUAAAUAUCUCAAUUUACCCUAUCGACCUCCUGAGGAACGUGAUCAUUGA